ACCGCACCCGGGCUCCUGCCUCCGGCUGAAUGCGGACCAGUGAACAGUCAGCGGCAGAGGGAGGGCAAAAGGCACGGGGGGAGCGAAGAAAAAAAAGAGAGGCUGACUGAAGCAGAGAGGGAGGAAGCGAGACCUGUACUUUAGCCUGAACACUGUGCAAAGCUGCCGUCGACAGAAGAAGUUUGACGAACGGCGCCUUUGACUGAGCCUCCCGGUUGUUUUUAGCCUCCCUCCGAAAGGCGUUCUGCAACUACAAAAAAGCAGCAACCAUGUCAGACGCGGACAGGUUUCUCUACGUGGACCGGAACUUGGUCAACAACCCUCUGGCACAGGCGGACUGGGCCACCAAGAAGCUGGUAUGGGUGCCGUCGGAGCGCCUGGGCUUCGAGCCCGGCUCAGUGAAGGAGGAGCACGGCGACGAGUGCGUGGUGGAGCUGGCGGACUCUGGCAAGAAGAUCAAGGUGAACAAGGAUGACAUCCAGAAGAUGAACCCGCCCAAGUUCAGCAAGGUGGAGGACAUGGCCGAGCUGACCUGCCUGAACGAGGCGUCUGUCCUGCACAACCUGAAGGAGAGAUAUUACUCUGGCCUCAUCUAUACGUACUCUGGCCUCUUCUGUGUGGUCAUAAACCCCUACAAGAACCUCCCCAUCUACUCGGAGGAGAUCGUUGAAAUGUAUAAGGGCAAGAAGAGACACGAAAUGCCGCCUCACAUCUACGCGAUCACAGACACGGCCUACAGGAGCAUGAUGCAGGAUCGUGAAGACCAGUCCAUUCUUUGCACAGGUGAGUCUGGGGCUGGAAAGACUGAGAACACCAAGAAGGUCAUCCAGUAUCUGGCUCAUGUGGCCUCCUCUCACAAGACCAAGAAAGAUCAGAACAGCUCGAUCCUGUCACAUGGGGAGUUGGAGAAGCAGCUGCUGCAGGCUAACCCCAUCCUGGAAGCCUUUGGAAACGCCAAGACCAUCAAGAAUGACAACUCCUCCAGAUUUGGAAAGUUCAUCAGAAUCAACUUUGAUGUCAACGGUUACAUUGUUGGAGCCAACAUUGAGACUUACUUGUUGGAGAAGUCUCGUGCCAUCCGCCAGGCUAAAGAGGAGAGGACCUUCCACAUUUUCUACUACUUACUGACGGGAGCAGGAGACAAGCUGCGGAAUGAACUCCUCCUUGAGAACUACAACAACUACAGAUUCCUCUCCAAUGGGAAUGUCACCAUUCCAGGCCAGCAGGACAAAGAUCUGUUCAAUGAGACCAUGGAUGCCUUCAAGAUCAUGAGCAUUCCGGAGGAGGAGCAGAUUGGCCUGUUGAAGGUGGUGGCCUCAGUUCUGCAGCUGGGGAACAUGAGCUUCAAGAAGGAACGCCACACGGACCAGGCCUCCAUGCCCGACAACACAGCUGCACAGAAGGUGUCCCACCUGAUGGGCAUGAACGUGACGGACUUCACCAGGGCCAUCCUCUCCCCCAGGAUCAAAGUGGGCAGAGACUACGUCCAGAAGGCUCAGACUCAGGAGCAGGCCGAGUUUGCUGUGGAAGCUCUGGCUAAGGCCACCUACGAGAGGAUGUUCCGCUGGCUCGUAAUGAGGAUCAACAAAGCUCUCGACAAGACCAAAAGACAGGGAGCCUCGUUCAUCGGCAUCUUGGACAUCGCUGGCUUUGAGAUCUUUGAGCUGAACUCCUUCGAGCAGCUGUGCAUCAACUACACCAACGAGAAGCUGCAGCAGCUCUUCAACCACACCAUGUUCAUCCUGGAGCAGGAGGAGUACCAGAGGGAGGGCAUCGAGUGGAGCUUCAUCGACUUCGGCCUGGACCUGCAGCCCUGCAUCGAUCUCAUCGAGAAGCCGGCCAGUCCACCGGGUAUCCUGGCUCUACUGGAUGAGGAGUGCUGGUUCCCUAAAGCCACAGACAAGAGCUUCGUGGAGAAGGUGUUCCAGGAGCAGGGCACACACCCCAAGUUCUUCAAACCCAAGAAACUGAAGGAUGAAGCCGAUUUCUCCAUCUUUCAUUAUGCUGGGAAGGUGGACUACAAAGCGGACGAGUGGUUGAUGAAGAACAUGGACCCUCUGAACGACAACGUAGCCACGCUGCUCAACCAAUCCACAGACAAGUUUGUGUCCGAGCUCUGGAAGGACGUGGAUCGCAUCGUGGGUCUGGAUAAGGUGUCCGGCAUGUCCGAGAUGCCCGGCGCCUUUAAGACCCGGAAGGGCAUGUUCCGCACAGUCGGCCAGCUCUACAAGGAGCAGCUGUCCAAGCUGAUGGCCACACUGAGGAACACCAACCCCAACUUUGUCCGCUGCAUCAUCCCCAACCACGAGAAGAAGGCGGGCAAACUGGACCCUCACCUGGUUCUGGACCAGCUCAGGUGUAACGGUGUCCUGGAGGGCAUCCGUAUCUGCAGACAGGGAUUCCCCAACCGCAUCGUCUUCCAGGAGUUCAGACAGAGGUACGAAAUCCUCACCCCCAACGCCAUUCCCAAGGGCUUCAUGGACGGGAAGCAGGCCUGUGUGCUCAUGAUCAAUAGUCUGGAGCUGGAUCCGAACCUGUACCGCAUCGGGCAGAGCAAAGUCUUCUUCAGAGCUGGAGUUCUGGCUCACCUGGAAGAAGAGCGGGACAUGAAGAUCACUGACAUCAUCAUCAGCUUCCAGGCUUGGUGCCGAGGCUACGUGGCCCGCAAGGCGUUUGCAAAGAGACAGCAGCAGCUGACUGCAAUGAAGGUGAUCCAGAGGAACUGUGCUGCUUACCUCAAGCUCAGGAACUGGCAGUGGUGGAGGCUCUUCACUAAGGUGAAGCCUCUGCUGCAGGUCAGCAGACAGGAAGAAGAGAUGCAGGCCAAGGAUGAAGAGCUUAACAAAGUGAAGGAGAAGCAGAUGCACGCUGAGGAGCAGCUGCUGGAAAUGGAGCAAAAACAGCAACAGCUGAACGCUGAGAAGAUGGCUCUCCAGGAGCAGCUGCAGGCCGAGACGGAGCUCUGUGCUGAAGCGGAGGAGAUGAGGGCUCGUUUAGCCGCCAAAAAGCAGGAGCUGGAGGAGAUCCUUCACGACCUGGAGGCCCGCGUGGAAGAGGAGGAGGAGCGCUCCUCCCACCUGGCAGCAGAGAAGAAGAAGAUGCAGCAGAACAUCGUCGACCUGGAGCAGCAGCUGGAUGAAGAGGAGGCGGCCAGGCAGAAGCUCCAGCUGGACAAGGUCACUCUGGAAGCCAAGAUGAAGAAGAUUGAAGAGGAUGUCAUGGUUUUAGAUGACCAGAACAACAAACUGCUCAAGGAGAAGAAGCUGUUGGAGGAAAGGAUCUCUGAGUUCACCACCAACCUGGCAGAGGAGGAGGAGAAAUCCAAGAGCUUGCAGAAACUCAAGACGAAGCAUGAGGCCAUGAUCACAGACCUGGAAGACCGACUGCGCAGGGAGGAGAAACAGAGGCAGGAGCUGGAGAAAAACCGCCGCAAGCUGGAGGGCGACUUCACUGAGACCCACGAUCAGAUCGCCGAGCUGCAGGCUCAGAUCGCAGAGCUCCGCGCCCAGCUCGCCAAGAAGGAGGAGGAGCUCCAGGCUGCUCUGGCCAGGAUUGAGGAGGAAGCUGCGCAGAAGAACUUGGCUCAGAAGAAGAUCCGGGAGUUGGAGGCUCAGCUCUCGGAGCUGCAGGAGGAUCUAGAGCUGGAGAAGCAGGCCCGCGCCAAAGCAGAGAAGCACCGCAGAGACCUGGGAGAGGAGCUGGAGGCUCUGAAGACCGAGCUGGAGGACACUCUGGACACAACCGCAGCCCAGCAGGAGCUCAGGACCAAACGUGAAACUGAGGUGGCUCAACUGAAGAGGACUCUGGAAGACGAAGCUAAAGUCCACGAGCAGCAGCUGGCAGAGCUGCGGCAGAAGCACGGUCAGGCCUUCGAUGAGCUCAACGAGCAGCUGGAACAGGCGAAGAGGAACAAAGUGUCGAUGGAGAAGGCCAAACAGGCCCUGGAGUCUGAGAAGAACGAGCUGAGCAUUGAGGUGCAGACGCUGAUGCAGGGGAAAGGAGAGUCCGAGCAUCGCAGGAAGAAGGCGGAAGCUCAGGUCCAGGAGCUCCAGCUCAAAUUCACCGAGAGCGAGCGUCAGAGGACGGAGGUGGUGGAGAAACUGACCAAAGUGCAGGCGGAGCUGGACAACGUCAACAGCCUUCUGAGUGAGGCGGAGGGCAAGUCCAUAAAGGCUUCCAAGGACUACUUCUCUGUGGAGUCACAGCUGCAGGAUGUUCAGGAACUCCUCCAAGAAGAGACUCGCCAGAAGCUGUCUCUCGGCACACGCCUGCGGCAGCUGGAAGAGGAGCAGAACAACCUGAAGGAGCAGCUGGAGGAGGAGGAGGAAGCCAAGAGGAACGUGGAGAAGCAGCUUCAAGCGGUGCAGACUCAGCUGGCUGACAUGAAGAAGAAGUUGGAACAAGAUGCCGGGUGUUUGGAGUCGGCUGAGGAGGGAAAGAAGAAGGUUCAGAGGGAUCUGGAGGCGAUGGUCCAGCGCCACGACGAGAAAUGCGCAGCCUAUGACAAGCUGGACAAAACAAGGACACGCCUCCAGCAGGAGCUGGACGACUUUGUGGUCGACCACGAACACCUCCGACAGAUGAUCUCCAACCUGGAGAAGAAGCAGAAGAAGUUUGACCAGAUGCUGGCAGAAGAGAAGAACGUCUCUGUUCGCUACGCAGAGGAGCGUGACCGCGCUGAGGCGGAGGCCCGCGAGAAGGAGACGCGGGUGCUGGCCUUGACCCGCGAGCUGGAGACUGUGAUGGAGUUAAAGGAUGAGCUGGAGCGCUCCAACAAGACGCUGCGCGCGGAAAUGGAGGACCUGGUGUCAUCGAAGGACGACGUCGGGAAGAACGUCCAUGAACUGGAGAAGUCUAAACGUACCAUGGAGCAGCAGCUGGAGGAGAUGAAGACUCAGCUGGAGGAGCUGGAGGACGAGCUGCAGGCCACAGAGGACGCCAAGCUGCGCCUGGAGGUCAACAUGCAGGCCAUGAAGGCUCAGUACGAGAGGGACCUGGCAGGACGCGACGAGAUGGGCGAGGAGAAGAAGAGGGCGCUGAUCAAACAGGUGCGGGAGAUGGAGAUGGAGCUGGAGGAUGAGAGGAAGCAGCGCUCUGCAGCUCUCGCUGCUAGGAAGAAGCUGGAGCUGGACCUGAAGGAGCUGGAGGCGGGCAUCGACAUGGCCAACAAGAACCGGGACGAUGCUUUGAAGCAGCUGAAGAAGAUUCAAGCUCAGAUGAAAGACCUGGUGAGGGAGCUGGAUGAGACUCGCAUGUCCAGAGAGGAGAUCCUGGCCCUGAGCAAAGAGACGGAGAAGAAGCUGAAAGCCAUGGAGGCUGACAUGAUCCAGAUCCAGGAGGAGCUGGCCUCUGCAGAGCGGCUAAAGAGACAGGCCCAGCAGGAGAGAGACGAGCUGCAGGAUGAGAUCAACAACCAGGGCGGGAAGAGCGCUCUGGCUGCAGAGGAGAGGAGGCGCCUGGAGGCCCGCAUCGCUCAGCUGGAGGAGGAGGUGGAGGAGGAGCAGUGCAACACCGAGCUGAUGAACGACCGCAUGAAGAAAGCUAUGCUGCAGACGGAUCAGAUCACCCUGGAGCUGACCGCCGAGCGCAGCAACGCCCAGAGGGUGGAGGGGGCCCGGUCCCAGCUGGAGCGCCAGAACAAGGAGCUGAAGCUGAAGCUGCAGGACCUGGAAGGAACCGUCAAGUCCAAGUACAAGGCCAACAUGGCUGCCCUGGAGGCGAAGGUCGCUCAGCUGGAGGAACAGCUGGAGAUGGAGUCCAGGGAGAGGCAGGCUGCCACCAAGCUGGUGAGACGCACCGAGAAGAAACUGAAGGAGGUCAUCCUGCAGGUGGAUGACGAGAGGCGCAACGCAGAGCAGCACAAGGACCAGGCUGACAAGCUGAACACCAGAAUGAAGCAGCUGAAGCGUCAGCUGGAGGAGGCCGAGGACGAAGCCCAGAGAGCCAAGGCCAACCAGCGGAAGCUGCAGCGCGAGCUGGACGACGCCACGGAGUCUGCAGAAACCAUGAACCGAGAAGUCACCUCCCUGAAGAACAAGCUCAGACGUGGGGACCUCCCCUUCCCAAUACGCCGUGCCGUCCCUCGCGGCAGCGCCGCUGUUGAGAGCGACGAGGAGGCGGAGCCAAAGGCGGAGACGCCCGAGCCCAAGCCUGAAUGAGCAGCGGCGGCCUUAGAAGCUGAACAGACGGACCCAAACCCUCCACAGCACCCUUAACCUCCACCACACAAUCCCAUCUCCACACAUUCACACAGACGACAGGAAAGUCCGACAAUCAUCUUAACGUUUGGGUCAAAUUUGUUUUUUUCCUUUGCUUCCUUUUUCAUUCUCUGGGAAAAGUAGACUAGAAAAUGAUAUUUUUAUAAGGAAAAUUUUCACUAAUAAUAGUCCUGAUUUAGGAUCUAUUUUUCUAAUUGAUGAAGACAAAAGAAGUGUAUAAAUGAAGAUGAUUACUGGAAGGGGACCAAAGUACUAUCUCAAACUAUAGAGGUGUAUCUUAUGCAGACGUUUUUAUAAAAACUAUGGAAGUUUGCUCUUCGUGUUAGCUUUGCUCCUGCUCUCUCUGACCUCUGCAUGUACUCUGUUUAGCUGCAGUUAGCACUCAAUGCUACAAUUUAUGGCUUUUUUCAGUCAGAUUUCAGAUAAAAACAAACGUACAGGCAGUUUAGCUGAAACAUUAUUGGAUUUUGUGCUAAAAAUGUGUUUAUUUUUGCACUGAGACGGAGGGGAAAAAACACUUUCCUUCAAAUAUUGAAAGAGAAGUUUUGAAGGAACGUGCUCGUAUUGUCAGUGCCAACACACUAAAAGCCUUAAAUGCAGCUACUGGGCAAGUUUCUUUUUUAUUUUCUGGUUAUGUAUUGAUUUCUAUGUUUAUCACUGUCAGUGUUUGUGUUCAGGGUAAAUGGUGGGGUCGUUUUUGGUUUGUUUUCCUCAUGGCACACACUGUAUUCUCAGGGCACAGCUUGUUGACGGGAGUCUGAGGUUCAACCAAAGGCUGGUUGGGGAGUAACUGAUACUCUGGAUCACUGUAACCUGCGUACAUUUACUAUAUAGACUCCUGGGGUCGGUGUUGGUGGCCGGGUUUUGAACGUUUUUUGGAAGCUGUUCAGGAUGAGAUGACCCUCCCACAGGCUGUGCCCAGAGCUCAGCUUUUGGCUCACACUGCUGGAAAGUGAGAGGAUGUUGUUGUUACUCAGCAAUGCCCGCUCACAUCAAGAAUCACAUCUAUCGCACUUAAUAAACAAUGGAAAUCUUAAAAAAAGAAGAAAAAAAAUCUCAAUUAUUUUGCAAUGUUUGUCUGCAUUUCUGAAAUCAUGUUGUAAGGUGUGGUAAUAAAUAUGCUUUUAAAACUGCAAA
Molecule: messenger RNA, 7355 nt
Organism: Oryzias melastigma (Indian medaka)
Lineage: Eukaryota; Metazoa; Chordata; Actinopteri; Beloniformes; Adrianichthyidae
Product: myosin-9
Exons: 41
Coding region: 270-6158 (1962 amino acids)
Cellular component (GO): myosin complex
Molecular function (GO): ATP binding; actin filament binding; cytoskeletal motor activity
Source: RefSeq, a predicted model, not a curated record